CAACGCAGCAUGUUUCCACCACUGGUUCGAUUUCCUCUGCGCAUUCGCCGCCAGCGAUUUCUCCCAUACCGACGCAUAGGAUCCCUCUCAGCCAUUCCCCCGCUCCUCCUUGCACCCCUCGUCUUCACCGGCCUCACAUUGACCCUCUGGUCCUACAAAUGUCUCAUGAUGAUCCUGUUUCAAUCGCGGAUCAUCUACAUGCCCGGGAUCCCGCUCGGCGCUCGCAAAGAAAAGAUCAGUGAUUACGCCCCAUACUGUCGCGGUAUAAAGUGGCGAGAGGGGAAGAUCGCGGUAGGCGACGGGACUGUCCUGGCGACUGCUUCCGCGAGGCUGGACGGGAGCGGGGUGGUGCGGGGCCGGGAGCUAGUGGUGGUGUACUUCCAGGGCAACGCCUCGUCGACGCCGUCCCGGCUCCCGCACCUCUCUGCCCUGUUUUCCUCGCUCCCUCCGUCUCGGGGCCCCACGACGAUCCUGAUCCCGUCCUACCGCGGUUACUGGACAUCGACCGGGCGGCCCUCGCAGCGCGGCAUCGAGCGGGACCUGUCCGCCAUCUUCUCGCAUAUCCGCACUCAGCAUGGGGGUGCGGAGACGGAUGUAGUCCUGUGGGGGCAAUCGAUUGGGUGCGGAAUCGCGCUGACGGGGUUGGCAGCACAUCCGCUGCAGAAUGUGAGCGUGUUGAUCCUCGAGACGCCAUUCGUUAGCAUCAAGGACAUGCUCGUUGCAUUGUAUCCGCAGAAGUGGCUGCCGUAUAGAUACCUUGGAUUUGCUCUGUGGAAUCGUUGGAAGCUGGUUCAGGCGUUGGAGAUAGUUCUAGAGAGGGGGUGGAAGGGACGGAUGCUGGUAGUCGAGGCGGGCAAAGAUGAGCUGGUUCCGAGCGGGCAGGCGGCGAGGAUUGCGGAGGUCGCAAAGAAGGCGGGCGUACAUGUGGAGGAGGAAAGUGUCAAGGGAGCUUUGCAUGUGGAGUGCUUAGCAAAGCCGAAGGGACGGAAGAUGGUGGGAGAGUUUUUGGCACGGUUCGUGCAGGGGGAUGGUGGGCUGUAGUGGUCCGCCCUCGGACAAACUUUGGUCUAGUGUACACUGUACUCUACAGAGAGCUGGGCGUCGUUGCGUUUGGCCUAGUGUAUAUAUAGAUAGAGAGUUGAACAUGGUGCGUACAA
Messenger RNA from Tricharina praecox, 1157 nucleotides. RefSeq names its product alpha/beta superfamily hydrolase. Gene Ontology annotation, cellular component: membrane. Gene Ontology annotation, molecular function: palmitoyl-(protein) hydrolase activity. The record is from RefSeq and is a predicted model, not a curated record. Bases 10 to 1041 code for a protein of 343 amino acids. Lineage: Eukaryota; Fungi; Ascomycota; Pezizomycetes; Pezizales; Pyronemataceae. The transcript is spliced from 2 exons.